Messenger RNA from Morone saxatilis (striped sea-bass), 5098 nucleotides. RefSeq lists its product as uncharacterized. The transcript is spliced from 10 exons. The record is from RefSeq and is a predicted model, not a curated record. Gene Ontology annotation, cellular component: cytoskeleton; cytoplasm. Gene Ontology annotation, molecular function: GTPase activator activity; protein binding. Gene Ontology annotation, biological process: signal transduction. Lineage: Eukaryota; Metazoa; Chordata; Actinopteri; Moronidae. The coding region runs from base 296 to 3700 and encodes 1134 amino acids.
UGCUGAGCAGUGUCUCAGACAGACAGUGACUGUUCAGCAGAGCAGUAAGGGGGCCGGAAGUUCCCAGCAUUUCUGCUGAAAGCUGCAGCGUUCGUGGGAGAAGAGGAGAGGAUGGCGGGACAAGACAAUACUCUCUAUACAGAGAUCACAGAGUGCUGCUUUUCUGCAGCGAGUUUGUAGGCGGAUUACAGCGAUCUGAAGUAACAUUCAAGACUGCCAACACAAAAAUGUUCUUCUGGAACCGGUGGCGAGCUCUGACUGGGUGGAGAUCCUGGAGCCACGCUCCCGUGAGCGUAUGUAUGUGAACUUGACCACUGGCGAGUGCGGCUGGGAUCCCCCCCCAGGCGUUCCUGUCCGCCAGGCAGACGGUAACCAGUGGUGGGAGCUGUUUGACCACCACAGUGGCCGCUUCUACUACUACAACUCUACUGGGCGCCGCACAGUCUGGCAUCGACCCCAGGGAGCCGAUAUAGUGCCCCUCUCCCAGCUCCAAGCCAUGAGGCGAUGCAGUGAGGCCAAGCGGGCUGGAGGAGGCGUGGACAGGCACCACCAUGGGACCACUGGGAGUAUCGGCAGUGUAGGGAGCCAGGGGCGCUGCACCCCUCUGCCCGAGCAGGACAGAGACAGCCCCAUCCCCAGAGCUCUGGAGACCAACGAAGAGGCUGCCAACCCCGAGUUAGACCCGGCAGCGGACAGCAGGUUGCAGGGAGACGGUAGCAGCUCGGAACACAGCACAGAUGGCAGUAAAGACCCACAGAGGGAUACUUCUCAAAGAUGGCAGCCUGCACCUGGUUCUAAGGCAGCCAUGUUGGUGAAGGUGAACAGCAUGAGCCGUAGCCAACCCAACCCAACCUUACAGCAACAGCAGCAGCAGCAGCAGCACCCCCAAAACAGUGCACACAGCAAAGCCAACACCUUCACCCUGCACCCCUCUAGCAACAAGGCCCAAGGAGGACACUUAAGCUCGACCCAGGGGUACAAAACUGCCCCUUCUGGCAAAAUGGCGGCCGACACGCGUCAGGCCCAUCACCUGAGAAAAGCCAGUAAUGGCAGCUUCUGUUUGGUGACAACAGACAGUAGCCAUCCCAGUCCGCUCCUCCACAGGUCACAGACCAGCACACCGCGCCCCGUCUCUCCGCAGUAUGGUUGUACUGCCCCAAUCUAUGAUGAGCCAGUUUCAGAAAGUCCCAUAUAUGAUGAACCCCCAAUAGACAUGGAGGUAGAGGGGGCACACCUGUACAACGGACAAUCUCUGUCUCGACUGACACCUACCCAUAGCCUCCAAAAGCCCAGACACCUCCAGCACCCUGGUUCAUCUCAUUCAGGGUCCAGACACAGGAGGAAUCCUUCUGCCUCUGACUACAGCCCAGCUGGUCUGGAGUGCAUCAAGCACAUGGUCAACGUGGACCCCAAACAGGGGCUCCUAUCCGGCUCUCCUGUACCCACACGUGCCCCUUCCCCUACCUCCAGACAGGAUCCUGUCUUGACCCAGCCUCAGCCACAUCCGCAUGCCCAGGCCCACUCUUUGCCCCAGGUUCGGGGCCAGAUUAGGGACAGAGAGCCAGGGACCCCAGGCCCAAGUACACUGGACAAGAAGCAAAGCUGGCGGGUCCUUGAAGCUACUGUCCAGCGUGCCAUGGAGGCACGACACAGCAGGCAGAGCAGCCAGGCCUCCCAGGACUUCCCCUCCUCAACCCCCCAGGCCAUAGCAAACUACCAAGACUCUGGUUACUCCACUGGCCCCUCGCCAAGUCUGAGAAGAAAGAGCAGGAGGAGGGUGGGAGCCGGUGGCGGUGCAGGAGGCAGGCCGGGGUCGGUGGGAAGCACUGGGGAGCUGUGCGCCCUCAAUGAGAGGCUGAUGGCUGAGAUGAGGGAGGUGGUGAGUCGCUCAAACACCAUGAGGGAGGUGAGAGCGGGGCUGGACCCGGAGAUGGGGGAGAGGGUAGUUGUACCUCGGACACGCUCCCCUGCAGACUCACUUCGGUGGUAUGGAGGAAGGGAAGGGGGGUCAGCAGGAAGGUGCGCAUCACGAGAGGACCUCACCCCCCGGUCACUGAGUAGGGCAGGUAACCAUGGCAACCCUGCAUUGACCCCUCUGGAUAUACCAGGGAGGCAGAAAAGGACCUUUGAAAAGGUGGACACCUUGGAAUUGAGUGUGAAUAGCCAGGCCAGCCUGUCCUCACCGGAGACCCCAGGACCGCCCUCCCAGGUGGGUACCCUAGAGCUGCAGGCUCAGUUGGAGAGCAGGAAGAAAGGCAUGGUGGAUGGGCGGACAGCUUCCCUGGGCCCCCACCGCCCUGCCAACCAUGACAACAGAGAAGGAGUUGAUGGGGCAGGAGAACGAGCACGAGGAUCCUCCUUCCAACUCUCCUACGCCACCCUGCGGCAGCCCCCACCUCCCACCAUGGGCAUGGAGGACUGGGCCAGCAAGCACCUCAACAUGCACACACAAGGCCUGUUCCGUCGGCGCGUCUCCAUUGCCAACAUGCUGUCAUGGAACCGUGGGUCCAUCAAAAAGCCCAUGCUAGUCACCAGCAACCGCGCCGUCAGGAAGGAGGCCUGUGAGAUGUUCAAGCUGGUGCAGGCGUACAUGGGAGACAGGCCUUCCCGUCUGGACCGCCGUCACUGUGCCCUGCUCAUCGUCACCAAGUGCUGGGACAUGCCGGGGCUGCGGGACGAGCUGUAUGUGCAGCUGGUGAGGCAGACCACAGGCAAUGCCAGCCCCAGGAGCUUGGCGGCAGGCUGGGAGCUGAUGGCUGUCAGCAUGGCGUUCUUCGCUCCCUCGCCAAAGUUCCGCUGUUACCUGGAGGGCUACAUCCAGAGACACACGGAGCCCACCAGCGACAAGAAAUGUGAGUCUCAGACUGAGCAACAGGUGACUCAGUUCAUAUUGGAACAGCAGGAACUGAAGCUGAAGAAGAAUUCAAAGUCCAGAAAGAAGCGGAAACAGAAUACAGACGAGGAAGAAGGUCUGCCUAUUAGCACAUAUGCCAAGUUCUGCCAUCGCAAACUGCAGAAGGUGGCGAUCACCGGAGGCAAAAAGGGUCUACGCAAGCCCACCUUGGAGGAGAUCGACCACAGUAGGCGGGCCAUCGUCACUCCCUCCCUGUUUGGCAGUUCUCUGGAAGAGGUGAUGGAGAGGCAGAGCGAGCUCUUCCCAGACAGGAAACUGCCCUGGGUGCAGGUUCAGCUUUCCCAGUAUGUUCUGGCUCUGGGCGGGGCUCAGACAGAGGGCAUCUUCAGGGUGCCUGGAGACAUUGAUGAAGUGAACGCGUUGAAGCUCCAAGUUGACCAGUGGAGGAUCCCAGAGAAUCUCUCUGACCCCAACGUUCCAGCCUCUCUGAUGAAGCUAUGGUAUCGGGAGCUGGAGGAACCUCUCAUCCCGAUGAACUUCUACAAGCAGUGCGUCAGUAACUGUGACGACCCAGUGGCGGCCAUCGCCGUGGUUCAGUCCCUGCCUGAGCUCAACAGACUGGUGCUCUGCUACUUCAUCCACUUCCUGCAGGUAUUCGCUCAGCCAUCCAACGUGGCUAUAACCAAGAUGGACGUAAACAACCUGGCCAUGGUGAUGGCCCCCAACUGCCUUCGAUGCCAAUCGGACGAUCCACGGAUCAUCUUCGAGAACACACGCAAAGAGAUGUCCUUCCUGAGAAUGCUCAUCGUUCACCUGGACACCAGUUUCAUCGAAGGGGUGGUGUAGACACUGUAAAGCACAGAGCCCACCUCAGGUGCUGAAUCAGCCCUCCAGCAUCUCCAAUUACACAUGAACAAUCAUACAUAAACACUGUUUCUGUUCAGACCACACUGGAAACUCUUGGGGUGAGAUAUUACACCUCUUACGACAGAGAGUGAAAGCAGCUUGGACUUUGGACCCUGGUUCUCACUUGUUUUCUAACUGAGAGACAGUACACAUCAUGUUAGGUUUCACUGUGUUUUUUGAUACUAAAAUCAACAGUGACGGCUUUAAAGUGGCUCACUUUAAUGACUAUUUUCUAACCCCUGCAUGUGAAAACAGAUUGACUCUUUCAUUUCUUACUGACUGGGUAGUACUAGUUUCAUUGGACAACUGGGCUGUGUAAAGUCAGUCUUACAGUAUUUACUUCAGAAGUAUUCACUUGCACAACAAAAGUAAAGAAAGCAGCGUCGACACUGCUUUUGUUUUUUUUUCACUCUGGUUUCAUUCAAGCGUGUUUGUGUGUGUGUGUGUGAUUGUCAGCGAGUGAACGAAAAGACACAGCCUUCUUUUAUCGUGUACAGAAAAAAAAAAGUAAAAACUCUUGUAAUGGUGUCUUAUUAAUAAGCUUGCCUGUGCUGUUUUCAGUAGUUGUACUGAUAGCUGGUCUCCUCGUAUUUCUCUUUACGAGACGCAAGAAGCUGCGCCCCCGCAACUAUUUUGACAGAGUACAGAGCCGUAAUUUCAAAGCACAUACUGGAAGCAUGUGCAGAAAGCUCUUUGUGACGGAUGGUGGCGAUUUUCUUCUAAGAAAACAAACUUGGAAGUGCUUCGAUUUUACAACUCUACACUCAAGUGAAGCCAGACAAGAGUGUUUAAUUGCAGUUUAUGUCAUGUGGGAGGUUUGUUAUUCAACUGAUAAUACUCUUUCUCUAUUAUCUAUAAGUCCUUCAGUUGGAAUAGUGUUCUCUUCUGUUUGUGGUCUGUAUGUUUUUUGGCUCAGGUCUUCUCAUAAAACGGGUGUUGGAUGUGAUAACUGUACACGGCCUCCCUCACAGACUGACAAUUGGAUCCAUCUACCACAAACCCCUGUACUGAGAGUAUUGUUCAACUGUCAAGCACUAUGAGAAUGUAGAUGAAGCUUUUUGUCUCUCAGGCUUUGCCAAUGUAAAUAAAUUCUGCGUGUAAAUAGUAUUAACUCUCUGUAAGUGUAUUCUAAUGAUCCAGGUUAAGGGUGAAGCUACAUGUUGCUGUAAAGAGCAAAAGUGUUUUUGUAAUUAACUUGUUAAUUUCUCUGCUGUAACCGCCUGCCUUUUGAACAUAGGACUGAUUCAAACCACUUUCCGUGUGUGUAUAUGUGUGUUUGCAUACCUUCUUGUUAUAAUAUGGAAUGGCUGUCCAUAAAUAAAGGUUUGUUGAAUUGUA